Messenger RNA from Schistosoma curassoni, 231 nucleotides. NCBI's taxonomy places the organism in Eukaryota, Metazoa, Platyhelminthes, Trematoda, Strigeidida, Schistosomatidae. The record is from the annotation of a GenBank genome assembly.
AUGGGGAAUAAUGGGGAUAUUGAUUAUCAACUAUUUAGUGAAUUAUCCUCUUCUAUAUAUCCAUCUUGUUUAUUAAAUAAUAAUCAUUUAAAUGAUUUAUCAAAAUUAUGUAUUUCAUUAAUUCAUUGUCAUGAUCAUUUCAUUGAAAAUAUUCAAGAGAUUAAUUCUGUUCGUGAUGUUGUAUUAAGACGUGUAAGACGUGAUAAUCAUCAUCAUCAUCAUCAUCAUUGA